CUGGCGACAACCGAUAAGAAUACCUCGAUCCAGGAAUUACAGAAAUAUUUUUUUUCCUCAUCUCUCUCGGCUGAUGAAAUUGGAGUCAGGGCUUUCAGAAUAUUCACGAUUUUAGAAGGAUUGUAAGUUUUAUGUUACAUCAUUAAGUUUUUAAACAAUAGUGUAUUCCGAAAGAUGGAAUGUUGAAAGUUUUGUUUAAGUUCAAUGAAGUAUUAUUGUCAUCUACUACUGCUUACCGCAUGCUUAAUAAUCAAAGAUCAGCAAGCAUGAAGUUAGCGUACGAUUUGUAUUUUCCCCCCGGAAAUAGGGAGCAGAAUCUACCCCCAGUCAUACUGAUGCACGGAAUGUUGGAUUCCAGGAAAUCCUGGAAAUACAUCGCGCCCUGCAUCGCUGAGAGAACUGGAAGAAAAGUGUAUGCUAUAGACGCUAGAAAUCAUGGUGAAAGUCCGUGGAAUGAGCGAAUUACGUUUGACGAAAAUGCUGAAGAUUUGAGGGAAUUUUUCUCUCAACAUCAAAUUCUAAGAGCUUCCAUUGUUGGUCACAGUAUGGGUGGAAGGACAGCCAUGGCGAUUGCUCUCAAUCAGCCUCAGUUAGUGGAGAAAAUAGUUGUGGAAGACAUGAACUGUCGUAAUUUCAAACCCACUCAGUCAGGAAUUAUGGUGCAGGUGAUAGAAAUGCUGAGAGAAUCUCUCAAUCACAUUCCACCAGGAUCAGACGAAAGAACAGCCAAAAAGUCAGUAGCCAAGUAUAUCGUCUCACUGUUUGCACAGACUACAGGAAACGAAGUGAAGAGGAAGAAAGACUCCCGAUAUGAUCUGAGUAUGAUUCCUCUAAAGCGUGAUGGUUCGAGUUAUUCUUGGGAAGCGAACCUGGAUGCCUUGGAGAAGAUGCUCACCACAGACAGAAUUACACAGAAUUUGAGUGGAGUGUUCAGGGGGGAUGCCUUAUUUCUCUAUGGAACGAAAUCUUUUUUCAAAGUUGAAAAAGAUGAGAAGAUCCCGAAACUCUUCCCACGUGUCACUCUCGUUGGAAUCGAACGAGCGACCCAUCUUCUGCACUUUGAGUUUCCUGACAGAUUCAUAGACGAAGUUUCUUUUUUCCUCAAUAAUGGUCUCGAACUUAAAGCCAAAUAUUAAUAAGAACUCUCUCUCUUGCGUGUUAUUUAUUAAAAGAAAAUGUACAAAUAAUUGUAUGAAUGGUUAUUUGAUUGUAAACUACAUGUUUUUUCUUUAUAAAUGUAAAUGAAUGUGUUUUUGUAAAUGAAAUGAAAAUGUUUUAGUUUUGAA
This is a messenger RNA of Parasteatoda tepidariorum (common house spider), 1286 nucleotides long. RefSeq names its product sn-1-specific diacylglycerol lipase ABHD11. Gene Ontology annotation, molecular function: carboxylic ester hydrolase activity. Gene Ontology annotation, cellular component: mitochondrion. Gene Ontology annotation, biological process: lipid metabolic process. The record is from RefSeq and is a predicted model, not a curated record. Lineage: Eukaryota; Metazoa; Arthropoda; Arachnida; Araneae; Theridiidae.